Messenger RNA from Medicago truncatula (barrel medic), 1186 nucleotides. Its product is annotated as auxin-responsive protein SAUR72. Gene Ontology annotation, biological process: response to auxin. The transcript has a single exon. The record is from RefSeq and is a predicted model, not a curated record. Bases 381 to 869 code for a protein of 162 amino acids. Lineage: Eukaryota; Viridiplantae; Streptophyta; Magnoliopsida; Fabales; Fabaceae.
UGUACCAAAGUGGCGGAAAUUUCCAGCCCAAGCUAGGAGAAGAAAUUAAUAACUCUAUGUUAGCUUCUUCUUCUUCUUUCCUUAAAUUGAAUUGAUCAUUAAAAUUAGGAAUUACUAUCAUAUUCAUGCUCUUCUGAACCUUCUCAUCGAUCCUCAACUCCUCAUGUUGUGCUCAUAAUAUGGUAAUUAAAGUGUUUAUGCUCAUAAAUUAGUGAAUUUGCAAAGAAAUAUGAGCAACACAAUGAUGCCAAGAAGCAAAGUCAUGUUUAAUUUGGUUUAUGAUAGAGGUUGACAAAAACAUUCCCUCUUAAUUUCCAACUUUUUUCUAUAUUCCAUUCCACACACUUUUUUAUUUUUCAAAAAUAAAAAAAAAAAGACAAAUGGAUAUUGGCAAGAACAUGAAGCAAGGAAAAGGGAACAAGAAAAUAGGCCUCAUCACAAAAACGUGGGAGAGAUGCAAGUCCAUAGGAGGAGGACACAAGAGUAAAUCAUAUUCAUCAUCAGUGACUCCAACAACAAGAAGGAGCAAAUCAUGGCCUGGUCUUCCACGGGGCGAAGAAAAUAGACGAAAGAAAGUGGCCCCGGAGGGAUGCUUUUCGGUGUACGUUGGACCUCAAAUGCAAAGGUUUGUGAUCAAAACUGAGUAUGCUAAUCAUCCUUUGUUCAAGAUGUUGCUUGAAGAAGCUGAAUCAGAAUAUGGUUAUAGCUGCCAAGGACCUUUGGCUCUUCCUUGUAAUGUUGAUGUCUUUUACAAAGUGUUGAUGGAAAUGGAUAAUGAAGCUCCUCUCCAAGGUUGUACUUUUGGUCGUUCUCGUUCUUCUUAUCAUCUUCUUAGCCCUUCUAGAAUGAUUGUCUUAAACAACUUUUAAUUAUCUUUUUUUAAAGAGAAAAGGUGUUCUGAUAAUCUGAAGUUCGUCUGAAUCUUGCAUCUGAUUAUCUCUAUCAAAAUUAACGUAAACUUCAUAAAUAGCUAGCUAUAUGGAUAUGGUAAUGUUUUAUUAAUUUCUCAUUACUAGGGUACAUAUUAAUGUCUAGCAAUCUUGUAAAAAAUAUAUAUAUUAAUGUCUAGCAAGUUCAAUUAGUGCUGUAUUAAGUUCUUUCCAUCGCAUGUAGUGAUCAUCAUCAAGUAUAAUGAUCAAAUGUUGAAAUUAAUAAAAUGUGUGAUCCAUGGUUUGCUCUAUUCAAA